This is a messenger RNA of Trichoderma virens Gv29-8, 676 nucleotides long. RefSeq lists its product as uncharacterized. Bases 9 to 389 code for a protein of 126 amino acids. Gene Ontology annotation, cellular component: cytosol. The record is from RefSeq and is a predicted model, not a curated record. The transcript has 3 exons. Lineage: Eukaryota; Fungi; Ascomycota; Sordariomycetes; Hypocreales; Hypocreaceae.
CGCCCACAAUGUCUCUCAAGAACGACGCUUUUCCUUCCUCCGAGGCCUUUGAUGCCAUCAGCGCCGCUCUCAGCAGCAACGAGGCCGACCGCAAGGACGCCAUCAAGAACGGCAAGGCCGUCUUCGCCUUCACCCUCAAGAACAAGGCCGGCGAGACGGCCAGCUGGCACAUUGACCUCAAGGAGAAGGGCACAGUCGGCACUGGUGUUGGCGAGAACCCUACCGUCACUCUGUCUCUCUCCGACGAGGACUUUGGCAAGCUCGUUACCGGCAAGGCUCAGGCCCAGCGUCUCUUCAUGUCCGGCAAGCUCAAGGUCAAGGGCGACGUCAUGAAGGCUACCAAGAUGGAGCCUAUCCUGAAGAAGGCCCAGACCAAGGCCAAGCUGUAAAGGCGAGGCCACGCGCAUUAGCCAUGGGGUGCUGAAUACAGGACACAGGUGGAAACAACCAUUAAACGGCAUUUCUGUUUUAUUUAUGUAUCAUAUCACAUCUGUUGCUGCUACCACUGAUGUUACACUUUUUUUUUUUGUUCCCGCCGCAAGAGUCGGCUAGGGAUGGUUGGUUAUAGUGCCUUAUGAAUACUGGCAUAGACGAGAAUACCAUAUUCCAGCUGGAUCAUUUCCAGUCUGGAGUACUUUUUUUUCCUUUUCAAAAGAAUCAAGCGUACAUUGGAUAC